AUGUUGAAUAGCAAACCCUAUCAGUGUCAGCGAUGCCCGAGGGCAUUUGCCCGGCUAGAGCAUCUUCAAAGACACGAUCGCUCACAUACCAAGGAGAAACCGUUUGUUUGCGUUCAAUGUCCCAAGGCCUUUACACGCAAGGAUCUGCUGGCUCGUCAUGAGCGUCUCUCUCACAACCCUGAUGCCAGUCCAGCCAGCAAUAACACACACACGACCUCCCCCGCAAAUCCUUCUCCCUUGGACGGAUUAAACUCCUUGGCAUCUGUAGUCAACCACGCACAAUCUAAUCCUAGCGCUCUACAAGGGCCUGUCGACCAUUUCACAUCAUUGUCGCCAGCCGUACACCGCCCGGUGCUGGGUACUCAGUUGGCCAGCAUAGACACUCCUUCUGAAAGACCCACCACCCCAUCCCCUGGCCCGGAUUUUGGCUAUGCUCUAAGUGGCUUUGGGCCGGCAUCAUAUCAAGCUCAUGACUUCACCUCGUUUUUGGAUAGCGUCCCCUUGCCAAAUCAUCCGUUCUCUCCGGCUUACCAGCCACUCCCGCUAUUCCCACCGUUGCACUUCUCCCCGGUGCCGGAAUAUGAUCAAUCUUCUGAUCGAGGGGCGCUGACCGAAAAUACUCCUUCCACUCCUUCCAGCUCUGUACUUCCCCGAAAUGACACUCAGCUGCCCUCCCUCCAGCCGGAGGGAUAUCAUCACAUCUCCCCCGCGGCGCGCCAGCCCACGGGAUUCGUACCAGUCACGGCGGAAUGCCGGGAGAAGUUCAUGAAUAUGUUAGCCGACUACGCCAAUGUGGUCCCAGAUCCAUCGAUGCCAUCUCGACAUGCGCUGUCCCGAUGUUUGACCGGGUAUGUAACCGGUUUUCACGAGCACUACCCAAUCGUGCAUAUCCCGACCUUCGAUGUAGAUUCCAUGACCUUACCGUAUUUCCUAGCGAUGGCGGCAUUGGGUGCACGGUAUUGCCGUGAGCCAGACACUGCAUUUCGUCUCUAUCAGAUUGCCAAACCAGUGACUAUGGAACAUGUUCGCCGGGUCUUCCAGUCGGGCAAGCUGCCCCCGCCCGGCCUCAACGCGGCCGACGACAUUGGUACCCUGCAAACUGUGCAAGCUUUAUUGUAUAUGACCUCGGUGUCGUUAUGGUUUAUCAACAACCCCCCAUACCACGAGGCGCUGUCGCUUCGCAGUCUAAUGGAAAUAGUCGUCCGACAAGGAGGACUCAACCGGCUACCGGAGCAGGACGGAACAUGGAGUAGCUGGAUACGACGGGAAUGCGUGAAGCGCACGAAACUAAUUGUGUUCUGUUUCUUCAAUAUCCACACUAUCGUGUUCGACGUCCCACCCAUGAUUCUCACUGAAGAUUUCACACUCGAACUACCCAGCACCGAAAAAGAAUGGCAAGCCCCGCGCUCAGAUCUCUGGCAGAUAGAGCGCAUGAAGAGUCCUGGCGAGCCAAAGUUCCAGGAUGCCCUUUCCGCCUUGUUUAAACCAACCAGCAAUGUAGAGCGGUUUUCUUCGCUCGGCGGCUACGUGCUAAUCCACGCCAUCCUGCAAGAUAUCUGGCUCAUGACGAAAGCGGGCCGACUGCCCGUGUCACGACGGAACCGCUUCACUCCAUCUUCAAUGGCACCCACACCCGAGCUCGUACACGUCGAACAGGCACUAGAACGCUGGUGCCAGUGCUGGGAGCGCAACCAAGAAUCCUCCGUUGACCCACUCAGCCCGAACGGCCCGCUAUCCUUCACAUCAGCAGCGCUGCUUCGACUAGCCUACAUCCGACUCAACGCAGACUGCGGCUCAGCCCGCCAACUGCAAACCUGGGAUCCCGUGCAGAUCGCAACCAGUCUCCACGACAACCUCGCCGUCCGACGCGGCGACCGUCUCACACGCGCUGCACUCCACUGCGCACAUGCCCUCAGCACACCUGUCAAGCUCGGUAUUGGAUUUGUCGCGCACUCGCAGGUGGCUCUGUGGUCGAAUCAGCACGCUUUGUGCUCCCUGGAGUGCGCGGUGCUAUUGGCUAAGUGGCUGGAGGCGAUCACGGUGCCGGAUCCGGACCCGGGGCUUACGGAGCAGGAGACCCGGUUGCGAGAUUUCGUGCUCGAGAUGGUUAUGGAGGUGGAGCAUGGUGUUUCGAGGGAGUGGCUGCUCGCUACUAAUACACGGCUCAGUGCUGCGGUCACCAGGUUGUGGGCGCGGCUGUUUACGGCGGAUUAUAUCUGGGAGAUGGUUUCUUUGAUUGGGAAGUCUUUGAAUAGCUAUGCGGACUUGCUAGAGCAGUAG
Molecule: messenger RNA, 2280 nt
Organism: Penicillium roqueforti
Lineage: Eukaryota; Fungi; Ascomycota; Eurotiomycetes; Eurotiales; Aspergillaceae
Product: transcription factor domain-containing protein
Exons: 3
Coding region: 1-2280 (759 amino acids)
Biological process (GO): regulation of transcription by RNA polymerase II; DNA-templated transcription
Cellular component (GO): chromatin
Molecular function (GO): DNA-binding transcription factor activity, RNA polymerase II-specific; zinc ion binding; RNA polymerase II cis-regulatory region sequence-specific DNA binding
Source: RefSeq, a predicted model, not a curated record